AUGUCCAGCAAGAUGUCAAGUGGCAGUGACAUAGGCCAAGCACGCCGGGCAGUGGAGCAGCUGCGGAUGGAGGCUGGCAUUGACCGUGUCCAGGUGAGGACUCAAGACUGGGAGAGGAUGGGCUGGGGGUGGGGGUGGGCCUGGGUAUCCAAGGCAGCAGGGGAGCUCUUGCAGUACUGUGUGGAACAUGCCAAGAGUGACCCAUUCCUCAUGGGCAUCCCAGCUGCUGUCAACCCCUUCAAGGAGAAGAAGCCAUGCGUCAUCCUGUGACCCCCUCUCAAGGAAUACUUGUGUCUUUAGACGCUCA
Messenger RNA from Trichosurus vulpecula (common brushtail), 307 nucleotides. RefSeq names its product G protein subunit gamma 14 (gene GNG14). Gene Ontology annotation, molecular function: G-protein beta-subunit binding. The record is from RefSeq and is a predicted model, not a curated record. Bases 1 to 270 code for a protein of 89 amino acids. Gene Ontology annotation, biological process: G protein-coupled receptor signaling pathway. Gene Ontology annotation, cellular component: heterotrimeric G-protein complex. The transcript is spliced from 2 exons. NCBI's taxonomy places the organism in Eukaryota, Metazoa, Chordata, Mammalia, Diprotodontia, Phalangeridae.